AAAAACGAAUGGACAGAAUUCAGCACAGUGGAUACCUCAAAAUAUAUAAAUAUCAAAGAAUCUUCUAUAUAUGCAGAGGACGAGGACGCGUACUACGACUUGUGCGACCUGAUCGACCACAUGUGCGAGUUCUGUCAACACAGGGCUCGAUUUCGGUUCUUUUCCAACUACGUUGUGCACAUGGAGAAGUGCCAUGGUCUCUAUUACUGUGACCUGUGCACUGAUAACUGCAAAGUUUGGUUUUUGUGUGUAUUUAAGCUCUUUACGCACGAGAGGAGGAACUAUACUCGGCAGGAUUUGGCCAGACACCGGAGUGAGGGCUACGACUGUGCUGAACAGAAUAUUCCUCUGCAUCCGUCGUGCAAAAUAUGCCACAAGCGCUUUUUUGACUCAAAUGCUCUUUAUUCGCAUCAAAAAUUGGAUCACCACUACUGCCCACUAUGUCCAGAAACAUUUGUUUUUUUCAGAGAUUUGCCUGAUUUGGAUAACCAUUUGGAUUCCACUCAUUUCGUGUGCCGGAUUGAUAUGUGCUACUACCAGAGACCUUUGAAUGCCUUUAGCACUGAAGUGGAGCUGAAUCUUCACAUUGCAUCACAGCACUGCUCAGGGGACUGCACACGAAACUACGUCGACUUCAUCACAACCCCACCAAAUCCUAAUUCUGGGGAAAACACAGAAGAUCUUAGCGAAUUUGCGUUUUUCUCAGAGCUGAGGGUCGAUCCCCUGACUGUGUCUCGAAGGAAUAUGCCGCGUGGGUUUUGGGCUUCCCGACUUGGCAGAAUCCCCAAGAAGAAUAUUUAUUCGAAUGUUUUCGGCCCAACUCCCCCUCCUCCCCGUCCACGUGUCUCCGCAAAUACACCGUCAACGGAAGAAGACGAGAAGGCUCAGUGGCCAGAAGUGAUUAAACCAAAACCUGCCAAAGGUGUGUGGGGAAAGCAGCGGACUAAUGGGGAAAAGAAGGAGGAAAAGGAGACUGACAGUAAUGUUCGGUCUGUUCUUGGUCUUGAUGACGCACCUGCUGAGAGUAGGCCCAGGACGGUGUGGAACCGUGAGGGAUACACUGGACCCAAAAUAUAUCCAAAAUCUGUUACACCGUGGACCCGAAAACCUAAAAAUUGA
Octopus sinensis (East Asian common octopus) is the source of this 1119-nucleotide messenger RNA. Its product is annotated as E3 ubiquitin-protein ligase ZNF598-like. NCBI's taxonomy places the organism in Eukaryota, Metazoa, Mollusca, Cephalopoda, Octopoda, Octopodidae. Gene Ontology annotation, molecular function: ribosome binding; ubiquitin protein ligase activity. The transcript is spliced from 2 exons. Gene Ontology annotation, biological process: protein ubiquitination; rescue of stalled cytosolic ribosome. Bases 121 to 1119 code for a protein of 332 amino acids. The record is from RefSeq and is a predicted model, not a curated record.